Molecule: messenger RNA, 643 nt
Organism: Dermacentor silvarum
Lineage: Eukaryota; Metazoa; Arthropoda; Arachnida; Ixodida; Ixodidae
Exons: 5
Coding region: 134-502 (122 amino acids)
Source: RefSeq, a predicted model, not a curated record
UCGAGGUCCCAGCGCGAGGACCGAACAGACGAUCGGACCGAGAGCGCACAGCCCGGCUCAUCGCCAAGUUCACGCGGGUCUCGUUUGCGACGAAGCGAAGGAUCUUGCGUUGUCGAACAUCGCUCCAGGGGCCAUGCCACGAGCCUCCGGGGGUGUCCCCAUUCGUGGCCUUCAGCAAUUCUUCAUCAGUACUCACCGGCACCUGGGCGCCUUGUUGGUGGCGAACAACGACGUUCCACAAGGUUGCGACGAAUCGAAGGAUGUUGUGCAGACCACGCUGGGCGACAUAAAGGAUGGUCGACUACUCUUUGUCAUCAGUGUCCACCGACGCCUGGGCGCCUUGUUGUUACCAAAUAAUGACGUACCACAAGGAUGCGGCGAAGCGAAGGAUGUUGAGCUGUCGAAGGUCAAUCCAGGGGCCAUGCCGCGAGCCCCGGAGAUGUCGCCAAGUCCGGCCUACUACCCUUUUACAUCAGUGUCCACCAUCGCCUGGGCUCUGUAAUGGUGCCAGAUAAGAACGUACUAAAGGUUGUGACGAAUCGAAGGAUGUUGUGCUGGCCACGCUGGGCGACGUCAAGGCUGGAAAACUAGCCUUUCUCAUCAGUGUCCACCGAUGCCUGGGCGCCUUGUUGUUACCAAAUAA